UACAGGCGAUAAGUUCAAGUAAUUCAUUCAGUUGAAAAUCGUACUUCCAACACCUAUUCGUCUUCAUUAGUAUUUUCAAGAGCUCAUUCUGAUAAAAAUAAUUGUGUAAAGUCAAAAUUGUUUUCGAGAUGAGUAGACAGGGGACAGGGGCUUCAAAUGGUGCUUUUGAAAGGGAUCAACAGACGCAUACAUUGGAAUCAAUUGCCGAAGUGCCAAGACGUGAACUACAUUUUAUUGAUGAUGACGAAGAAUCGGAAUCAUUUUCAGAUAAAUAUUCAACACACAUUCGAUGCGUUAAAAUUAUCGUUAUAAAUGGCAUCGUUGGUGCUUAUUUUGCCUGGGCCACAUACCAUUUCUUUAAUAAAAAAUUAUCCGAAUCGGAGUGUAGCAGCAUGUGGUGUGAUGGCUAUGGAAUGCUAGCACUGCUGAUGAUUUUUGUCUACACAUGCCUCAUAUAUUUCAACGUUCUCAAGCCGUUGUUGGGUAGAUGCAUAUCGACAUCAAUUCGACCGUAUAAAAGACAAAUAUCCGCUACAUUCCAAAAGAGCAAAUUUCUAAAAGUUGCCUUCGUUGUCGUCAUUCUCCUUAUAUUUGCCGUUUGUAUUGGAAUUGAUACGUAUAAAUCACCGGAGAGAUUACAGUCACUACUUGGCAUUGUCAUUCUACUUUCUAUUGGUUUUGCUUUUUCAAAACAUCGAUCGCAGAUCAACUGGCGGCCAGUGAUAUUUGGUGUCAUUCUGCAGUUCAUAUUGGGUCUUUUCUGUAUUCGAAUCGAAAUUGGUCGAAAAAUCUUCGUUUGUCUGGGUGAAAAAGUGGCAGUUUUUUUCAGUUUUGCCAAACAUGGAGCCAAAUUCGUUUAUGGUGCUGAUCUCGUUGAAACAGCAAAAGUGUUUGCAUUCUCGAUAUUGCCGGUUAUUUUUUUCUUCAGUUUUAUUAUAUCAAUAUUGUAUUAUUAUGGUGCCAUGCAAUGGAUCAUCAAAAAAAUGGGUGAUAUGCUUCAAUCGAUUCUCGGUACAACAAUGUGUGAAAGUGUAACUGUUGCUGCCAAUAUAUUUCUUGGCAUGACUGAAUCUCCUCUGAUUAUCCAACCAUACAUAAAAUAUCUGACCGCAUCGGAAAUUCACGUUAUCAUGAGUUCCGGUUUCGCAACCGUUUCGGGCACUGUAUUAGCCGCUUAUAUGGAUUUUGGUGCGUCUGCUUCACAUUUGAUUACAUCUAGUGUGAUGGCUGCACCGGCCACAUUGGCGUUUUCGAAACUUAUUUAUCCAGAGACUGAAAUUAGCCAGACAUCGUCAAAAACGUUCAAAAUGGAAAAAUCAACGGAGAAUUCUGUACUGGACGCUGCAGCAAAUGGCGCUUUUGCUGCUAUAUCAUUGAUCGGCGGUAUCAUAGCAAAUCUAGUGGCCUUUGUUUCAUUCGUUGCAUUCAUGAAUGGUAUCGUCGGUUGGUUGUCCCUACUCGUUGGCUACGACGGCAUUACCAUUGAAUGGUUCUUUGGCAAAUUAUUUAUUCCGCUUGCUUAUAUAAUCGGCAUACCAUGGAAAGAUUGUGAAAAAGUCGGCGAGGUUAUCGCAUUGAAAAAUAUUGCCAAUGAAUUUGUUGCGUACGAACGACUGGGAAAAUUGAAAGCAGCCAACGAAAUUUCGCUUCGAAGUUCAGCAAUAACAACGUUCGCCAUUUGUGGCUUUGCAAACUUGGGUUCGUUAGGUAUGAUGAUUGGUAAUCUUGGCGCUAUGUGCCCAGAGAAUAGAAGCGUUAUUACAUCAGUUGCUGUUCGUGCUUUAAUUUCCGGAUCAAUUAUAUGUUUUAUCAAUGCUAGCAUAGCAGGUCUUUUGAUGACUGACGACAUUUCCACCGCGUAACUUAUAAGUACUAUUGGGUGUAUAAAUUAAUUUUUAUUGACAACAUCUAGCUGUCGCCACUUAGACUUGAAUGAAGGUGAAUCCAAUUGAAUUUUGUACAUAUGACAUUUGUCAAUCUAAUUCAGAUCGGAAAGGUUUAUUUUUCAUACAGUACCAUUGUUUUUGAAUCGAUCUAAAAUGAAUCGUAGUAAGGAAUUUUUUCGUGCAGCGCUACUUCUGUUAUUUGAUAUCAAGGAAAGUGCCGCUGAAGCACAUCGGCUGCUGCGUAGCACUUAUGGCAAACAAGCACCGUCGGAAGAUAGCUGUAGAAAAUGGUUUCAACGAUUUAAAAGUGGUGAUUUUGAUUUGAAAGACAAAGAACGGCCAGGUCAACCAAAAAAGUUUGAAGAUGAGGAAUUGCAAGCAUUAUUAGAUGAAAACUCGGCCCGAACGCAAAAAGAACUUGCAUUGGAGUUAAAUGUGACCCAAGCAACCAUUUCCAUGCGCUUGCAUGCAAUGGGAAAAAUUCGAAAGCUAGGAAAAUGGGUACCACAUCAACUGAAUGAAAAUCAAUUUAGAGCACGAAUCACAGCAUGCAAACAGCAUCUUGCCGAGCACAAAAAACAUAGUUUUCUGAGUCGAAUUGUUACUGGCGAUGAAAAGUGGGUCUAUUAUGAUAACCCCAAACGUAAAGGAGCGUAUGUUGAUCCAGGCCAACCAGGACCGUCGCAGCCAAAACGAGACAUUCAUUGCCAGAAGGUCAUGUUGUGCAUCUGGUGGGAUCAGAAAGGAGUAGUGUAUUAUGAGCUGCUAAAACAAGGUGAAACGGUUACAGCUGAUCGCCAUCGACAACAAUUGAACAGAUUGGCACGUGCAUUGAACGAAAAACGACCGUUAGUAGCGAGAAAAAACCACAAAGUUUUGUUUCACGACGACAAUGCUAGGCCACAUCGGGCACACAUCGUGAAACAAAAGAUAGAAGACCUCGGUUGGGAUCAGCUUGAUCAUCCUGCGUGCUCUCCAGACCUUGCUCCUUCUGAUUAUCACUUGUUCCGCUCGAUGCAAAUGGGCUUGUCUGAGAUAUCGUUUAGAAAUGCUGAAGGAGUGCGAAAAUGGAUCGAUCAAUGGAUAGCUGGAAAAGAUGAGGAAUUCUUUCGACGCGGAAUCAACAAGCUGCCAAGAAGAUGAGCCGAAGUCAUAGCUAACGAUAGGCAGUAAAUUGGUUAAUGUACUCAUUCUUAUUAUUUUUAAAUAAAUGUUUCCUUUCACCAAAAAAACAAUAAAAAUUAAUUUAUACACCCAAUAAAUAGAGCAAUCGUCCAAUUAAAACACAAUCAUUUCUCAAUUACGAAACUAAUAAUAAA
Messenger RNA from Contarinia nasturtii (swede midge), 3205 nucleotides. RefSeq lists its product as uncharacterized. Gene Ontology annotation, cellular component: membrane. Gene Ontology annotation, biological process: nucleoside transmembrane transport. Gene Ontology annotation, molecular function: nucleoside:sodium symporter activity. The record is from RefSeq and is a predicted model, not a curated record. NCBI's taxonomy places the organism in Eukaryota, Metazoa, Arthropoda, Insecta, Diptera, Cecidomyiidae. Bases 129 to 1862 code for a protein of 577 amino acids. The transcript has 10 exons.